Molecule: messenger RNA, 1081 nt
Organism: Passer montanus (Eurasian tree sparrow)
Lineage: Eukaryota; Metazoa; Chordata; Aves; Passeriformes; Passeridae
Product: outer dense fiber protein 3-like
Exons: 6
Coding region: 317-1081 (254 amino acids)
Cellular component (GO): cytoskeleton
Source: RefSeq, a predicted model, not a curated record
AGUAAAUUCAUUUGUAGACGCGCAGGAGGCUACCUUCAAGCCAAGCCAGAGCUGCGCUUCUACGCCAACAAUUACUGCCUGAGGGCACAGCAGGAGUUUCUGCUGCAUCUUUGCUUCUAACUUGCUGUUUUCCCUCCAUUCUGCCUUCUCCUCCAUCUGCUACUUCUUGUUGCUCUUCACUUUUCUUCACUUUCUCUCGUGAUGCCAGUUUGCUUUCUUCCUGCUCUGGGCUACAGGAAAGCUCUGUACCAGCGCUGUGUCAGAGAAGCCCUUUGGUAGCUCUCCUGUUUUUCCUGUAGUUUCUUUGGCCACCAGCAUGGAGGGACCCUGGGUAGGCACCUGGAGACCUCAUCCCCGACGGGGCCCAAUACUUGCAGAAUUCAGCACCCCAGGUCCCAAGUACGGGCUCCCUGGGUCAACAGGUUAUAUAGCUCAUGAUCCCACCAAAGACAGAGCCCCUGCAUACUCAUUUCGAGGGACCAAAGCUCCCUCCGAAGCAACCUGCUCACCAGGUCCUCGAUACUUCAUCGAAUCAUCCAUUACCAAGACUGGGAAGCAGAUGGCUCCAUCGGCACUUGUGACAGCACGUCCGAAGACCAAGAUUUUGGUCACCCCUGGACCCAGUGACUACAUCACAGAUCCUGCCAACAAACACAUCUACUAUACUGCACCCGCGAGUCUCAUGAUGUUCCGGCCCAAGGACUUUAAAAGGUUCCGAACACCAGGUCCUGGCACCUACACCCUGCCAAGGAUUCUGGGACCCCACACAGCGUACACUCAUGCCGAACCGUGCUACUCCAUGAAGGGGAAGAGUAAUUACCAGAGCUGUUUUCAAGACGUGGCAAAGACACCAGGUCCUGCAGCAUUUGAUAGGGUGGAUCUGGACGUCUACAAAACCAGGGCUCCCAAGUACUCAAUGGGACUAAAAACCAAAUUUGCUGGGAAGGAUCGUUUUCCAGGUCCAGCGGACUACAACACAGGAAAGGUUUCACUGACCAAGGCCCGGGAUCCUGCUUACACUUUUGGACUCCGACAUUCUCUCUACAAAGCUGCCUUAAUACCUGCAACACAUUUUGAUUAA